Cataglyphis hispanica is the source of this 4366-nucleotide messenger RNA. It is a transcript of the gene Vha100-2, whose product is annotated as V-type proton ATPase 116 kDa subunit a 1-like. Bases 266 to 2788 code for a protein of 840 amino acids. Gene Ontology annotation, biological process: proton transmembrane transport; vacuolar acidification. Lineage: Eukaryota; Metazoa; Arthropoda; Insecta; Hymenoptera; Formicidae. The transcript is spliced from 14 exons. The record is from RefSeq and is a predicted model, not a curated record. Gene Ontology annotation, cellular component: vacuolar proton-transporting V-type ATPase, V0 domain; vacuolar proton-transporting V-type ATPase complex; plasma membrane. Gene Ontology annotation, molecular function: ATPase binding; proton-transporting ATPase activity, rotational mechanism.
GACAGCGGCGGCGAUCAGCUGUUGCGAAUGUUUACGUUUGCGAGUAUUGGCUGACGAGGGAGAAUCAGCGCAUGGUGGUGGGUCGCGGUUACCGUCCAGUCCCUUUCAGUCCGUCGCGUCGUUCAGUUCGCAUAAUUUACUUAGUGCUUAUCAUAUUUAUUGCCGUACGUGAAACGUGUCGCGGUGUCGCGCGUUUUUAUGCAAAUGCCAACGUGCACUUUUCUAUCCUUUCCAGAAACGGGGUAAGGAUUAAAUCAAUUUGAAGAUGGGGGGAAUGUUCAGAAGCGAGGAGAUGGCCCUUUGCCAGCUGUUUAUUCAGCCGGAGGCAGCUUACCUUUCCGUUUCUGAAUUAGGAGAAACCGGUACGGUGCAAUUUCGUGAUCUAAACGGCGACGUGAAUUAUUUUCAACGGAAAUUUGUCAAUGAGGUCCGACGAUGCGACGAACUGGAGCGCAAGCUUCGAUAUAUCGAGGCAGAAGUCAGGAAAGAUGGUGUGCCGAUCCCGGAUAAUCUUACGGAACUACCGCGGGCACCCAACCCACGUGAGAUUAUAAAUCUCGAGGCGCAUCUCGAGAAAACGGAGAACGAUAUACAAGAGCUGAGCCAGAAUGGGGUGAAUCUGAAGAGCAACUAUCUCGAGCUGACGGAAUUUCAGCACGUACUUGAAAAGACGCAAGUCUUUUUCACGGAGGAAGAAGCCAACGACUCGAUCACCAAGGCGCUCAUUAACGAGGAAGCACAGAAUCCAGCACUUUCGAUUCGUGGACAUCUGGAAUUCGUCGGCGGAGUAAUAAAUCGUGAACGAGUUCCUGCCUUCGAGAGAAUGCUUUGGCGUAUAUCCCGUGGAAAUGUAUUUCUUCGGCAAACCGAGAUAGAAAAACCGUUGGAAGAUCCAGCUACGGGCAACCAAAUUUAUAAAACAGCCUUCGUGGCGUUUUUUCAAGGAGAACAGUUGAAAAGUCGUAUUAAGAAGGUUUGCAUUGGCUUCCGUGCUUCGCUCUAUGAUUGUCCGACGAGUCAAGCUAAGCGUCAGGAAAAGUUGAAAGCUGUGCGAACACAGCUGGCGGAUCUUAACUUGGUAUUAAAUCAAACGCAAGAUCAUCGUCAACGUGUUUUGCAUAAUGUGGCGAAGGAAUUGCCAAACUGGAGCAUUAUGGUUCGAAAGAUGAAAGCCAUUUAUCAUACGAUGAAUCUGUUCAAUAUGGAUGUAUCGAAAAAGUGUCUUAUUGGAGAAUGUUGGGUGCCUAUUGCCGAUCUCGGAACCGUGCAAAAUUGUCUUACAGAAGGCUCGCAACAAUGCGGGAGUUCUAUACCGUCGUUUCUCAACGUGAUUCACACGGAUGAAAAUCCCCCGACGUUCAACAGGACAAACAGAUUUACGAGAGGUUUUCAAAAUCUAAUUGAUGCAUACGGUGUGGCAUCGUAUCGCGAAGCUAAUCCGGCGCUUUACACCAUUAUUACGUUUCCCUUCCUGUUCGGUGUUAUGUUCGGCGAUGCUGGCCAUGGGCUGAUACUGACGCUUUUUGCCGCUGCCAUGGUACUACGGGAGAAGAAGAUUAUCGCGCAAAAAUCAGACAGUGAAAUUUGGAAUCUAUUUUUCGGCGGCCGUUACAUCAUCCUCCUUAUGGGUCUGUUCUCCAUCUACAGCGGUUUCAUCUACAAUGAUAUAUUCGCAAAGUCAGUUAACAUAUUCGGAUCUAGUUGGAGGGCCAUGUAUACGAUCAACGAUACACUAUAUAACAAGACACUGGAAUUGUUGCCGGAGGCGAGGGCGGAGCAUUAUCUGCAAACACCAUAUCCUCUGGGCAUAGACCCGAUUUGGUCGCUCGCUCACAACAAAAUUGUAUUUCAGAAUUCAUUCAAGAUGAAGCUGUCGAUCAUUUUCGGCGUUGCGCACAUGAUUUUUGGUGUGUGCAUGAACGUUGCCAAUAUCACGUAUUUCAAGAGGUAUUCCAGCUUGUUUCUUGAAUUUCUACCACAAUUGCUCUUUCUCGUCUUCCUAUUCUUUUAUAUGACUGCCUUGAUGUUUAUUAAAUGGGUUUUAUACGACGCUUCGUCUAACGAUGAAGGACGAAGACCAGGUUGCGCACCAUCGGUUUUAAUUACGUUUAUUAACAUGAUGCUCUUCAAAAAUGCCAAUGUGCCCAAGGGUUGUUCCCAGUACAUGUUUGAGGGGCAGGAUAUUUUGCAGAAAGUUCUCCUAUUUUCCGCUUUAGCAUGCGUCCCCAUAAUGCUCUUUGGAAAACCGUUAUUUAUAACAUGCUCAAAAAAAAUUAAAACUUCAGGAAAAACUUACAGCAACGGAAGUGCGUCCCAGGACAUCGAGUUGCAGCCGCAGGAAUUGCAGAACGCGGAAACGAAUAAAGAUGCGGUGGGUGAUCACAGUCACAACGAAGAUGGCUUCGGUGAGCUGAUGAUUCAUCAAUCCAUCCACACCAUAGAGUAUGUCUUGUCCACCGUCUCGCAUACUGCCUCCUAUCUACGGUUGUGGGCGCUGUCUUUGGCUCAUUCUCAGUUAUCCGAAGUGCUCUGGAGUAGAUUAUUGCGAAUAGGCUUAGGGGCCGGAGAGGAUGACUACAUCAAAAGUAUCAUACUGUUUUUCACCUUCGCCAUCUGGGCCUUCUUUACUAUUGUCAUUCUCGUCAUGAUGGAGGGCCUUUCGGCGUUUCUUCAUACGCUUCGACUUCAUUGGGUCGAGUUUAUGACCAAGUUCUACGAGGGUGUAGGAUACCCCUUCCAGCCAUUUUACUUUAAGAAUAUUUUAGACGCUGAAGAUGCCGAAGAAUAAAUUGCCGCUAGUCUAUACAGCAAUAAUUGUUAGAUAUAUAUGUUUACUAAACAUAUUGCAGGCGAAGACCUCUUUAUAUAUUAAGUAUUUUCGUAUACGCAAAGUCUUGUCUUAUUACCUGGGCAAGUAUAGGAGAAAGACCAAAUCGCCGUGAAUUGUUUUAGACAAGUCUGACAAUGUGCCUUCUUCAAUAAUUUUAGCCAUCAAUUACGUAUCUAUAAAUCGGUCGAAUAUGCGCACGGUAAUUUGUAAUAACAGUUUUAAAAUAUGUUUUCUUUGUACCUUUUUUUAUCCUUUUUUGAGGAUGGCAACGCCGGACAGGAAACCGACGCGUGUCAUAAGCAUUUGUAUUUUUACAUUAAAUAUUUAUAGACUUUUUUAACUCUAUUUAACUUGCCAAAUUUGUGUGAGAAAAUAUAAAAAUUCGUUCACGGAAUCGACUUUAAAUAUCGUUAUCUAAUAAAUUCUUCUCGGUUUUAUAUUCUGCGUGCGUCGGUCUUUUAAAUUAUUUAUAAUUCAAAAAGAAGAACAAAUAAUAAUGUUCGCACUUAAUAAAAAAGCUAGAAAUAAUAUUUAAGUAUUUUUAUUUUAACUGAAACAAGAGUUGAUUCUACUUGUUCAACAAUUAAUCAUAUAUACACUCAAUAAUUGUGGCGCGAAAUGAAAAAGAAAUAACAGAUGUGUAUGAUUCAGCAACUGAUGCUACUGUUGCUAUUACUUCUGCUGUCCAAUGCGCAUUGUAUUUAUUCCAUUAAUUACCUAGGAAUGUGGAUAUGCCAUAGUCGAUAGUUCGUCCUUAAACAACUCUCGUCGCACGUUGUAAUAUUUGAUAAUGUCGUGUAAUGUCGUUGUAAUAAUAACAUUGUCGCGCGCGCAUAAUUAUUCUUCGCGAAAAAAAUAACAAUCAAAAAAUUGUUGUGUAAUUUCAGUAUUGAAGAGGGAAAGUGGAAAAAUUAUAAUGAUUCGAAUUAUUGGAAAGAAGCUAUUAUGCGCAUAAUUGAUUAAUUAUCCUCAAUGAUACUCGACAGAUUCAGACGAGCAGCGCGAACGUAUAUUCUUGUAUUAUUAGGAUACAAAUUCUUCUGAGUGAUUCGUAAACAGGAAUAUUCAAACUUUUGUGCGAAAUUAUCAUUACGAUUGUAUCCAUCAUAGGUAUUAAUGCGAUGUCAAAAGGAGAGAGAGAACGAUGUAUAUAUGUGAAAUAUUCCCGAGAGAGAGAGAGAGAAAGAGAGAGAUCUCUAUCUAUAAUAUUUAUAAUAAGAUGUUUGUCGCGAUUUUCUUGCGCUGCAGUUAACAAAACAUAUUUAUUUACACUUACUUGCAGAUUUUUUAUUAGCAAGAAUUAAAUAUUAGAAGUGAGCAAAUUAAACAUUUUUGGAGGAAAAAGGAUUUCGGAAAAAUUAUUUUUUUAUAUCUAACGUUUUUAUGUUUAAUCAACUUUGUUAAUACUAAGAUGAAAAUCUCUGAGACAACUUGUAGAUAAAAAUAUACGCAUGCAUAUAUAUAUAUACAUAUUUUAUCAAUGUAUUGAAAUAAAUGGAUGAGAGUUGCAUAUUGUGAGAGCUGCAUCGAUGUAUA